Molecule: messenger RNA, 3489 nt
Organism: Dovyalis caffra
Lineage: Eukaryota; Viridiplantae; Streptophyta; Magnoliopsida; Malpighiales; Salicaceae
Source: the annotation of a GenBank genome assembly
AUGAAGAAGUUUGAUUUUAGACCAAGGACUCGUCAGCAAACAGAAGCUGAGAUGUUGAAGAAGCUUGAUGAAGUGAAAAAGAAAAGACAACAGGAAGGAAAUGCCACGAAGUCACAGAGAUUGGGUCGACUAGGCGAGGUUCAAAGGGAAAAAACAACUGAACUAGUCGUAUUGGAUGACAGUGAAGAUGAAGUUAAGUUCAUUGAGGUACGUGAUAGAGGCGAGUGUAUGAAAGGGAAGGAAUUUGUUUCGCUUGACGACGACAACGAAGAUGCGGAUCAAAAUGAUGGCUUGAUUGCUGGAAAUGUGAAGCUUGUGGAAAAUGAUAGCGAUAGCGAUAGUGAUGGGUUUAUUUCUAGGAGCAAGAUGGGUGUAGAAAUAGAGACAGAUGAAAGUUGUUAUGGGGUGGAAUUAAGUAGAGAAAAAAUAAGGGAACAGCGGUUUCGCAGCCGUUUAGAUUCGGGAACAAGAAAUGAGGAUGAUAAUGACAGUGAUAAUGAAAUCUUUGGUAUUUCAGAAGAGGAUGCAGCAGAAGGGGAGUCUAAUUCUGAUAAAGACGAUAAAGAUUACAUCGAUAAUUCCGAUUCUGAGGAUUCUGAAGUGGAAUCAUCUGAGAGCUCUGAUUAUGUCGAGGAGGUCAGUAGCAAGGAGGAAUUUGGGGUAGAAGAGGAUGACGAGGAAGAUGAGAGUGAGGUUAGAUUGAAGGGGAAAGGAAGUGGAGUUCUACUUAGUAAGGGAAAGAAGGAUGAAGAUGAUGAUUGUGGAGACAAGGAUGACUCAUUUCAAGGUGGUCGAAAGGCUAAUUGUGUGGCAAAACGUACCACAGCUCAUCAUACUUCAGAAGCUGGUACGCAAAGAAAGAAGCUUGGAAGAGUACCCCGCCCACUUCGUGUUGAUGUUCAGGAUCCGCAUGAUGAUGACUUUAUUUGUGUCGACGACGAUGGGAUUCAUCCCAGCAGUAAGGGAACUGGGUCUCAGAAACGGAAAAUAGGUGUGCAGGAUUUGAGUGGGAAACGAUCCUUUAAAAGAAAACGCAACCGUGCCUGCAAAGAGGAUGAAGUGAUCAGAAUUCUUGCGGAUACAAUAUUGGACCAGGCAGAAGCACCUUUUGAAGAGAAAAAUGAACCAGUCGAGGAGACAACUCUUCCACUGAAGUUUACAUUCGGAGUUGAGGAGUCAACUCCACCAGAGAAAUCCGAGGAGGAGAAGGAGUUGGAUAAACUUUGGGCUGAGUUUGACUUAGUGCUUUGGUCUCUGAAUUCGAAUUAUAAUGCAACGGUAUAUGUUUGGCUUGGUGUUUUUGUGUUCAUUAACUUCAUUCAGUUUUAUUGGAAAAUGCGGAGUGUUAUAAUCGUCUACAUAAUGAAACUAAUGCUGUUUUAUGUCGAUCAACAGGAUGAAGAUGCAGCUGACAUUUCUUCUGAGGUGGAAGCUGAUACAGCUACUCUUUGUUAUCAAGGAAAACAUCUUCUCGUUCUUCAUGAAGAAAUUGGCCUUAAAUGCAAACACUGCUCUAUUGUGGAUCAGGAGAUCAGAUAUUGUGUACCACCUUUCAGUACAAAUCCUUUUGGAAGAUCAGCAAGGAGAGGCCAUUCCACAAUGCAACAUGACGUCCUCGAUGGGUUUAACCAUCAAGACUCUGACACUCAGUCUGAUUGUGAUCCCAACAAUCAUGCGCCAGGCACUGUUUGGGACUUAAUUCCUGGAAUUGGAAAGGGAAUGCAUGAACAUCAACGUGAAGGCUUUGAAUUUCUGUGGAAAAAUAUAGCUGGAGGGACUAGUCUUGAUGCAUUGAAGGAGAAAUCUAGUUCUAGUGGUGGGAGUGGCUGCAUUAUAUCACAUGCUCCAGGCACCGGAAAAACUCGCCUAGCGAUAGUCUUUAUCCAGGCUUACAUGAAGCUAUAUCCAACAUGCAGGCCCGUGAUUAUUGCUCCUCGCAGCAUGCUACUUAGUUGGGAAGCAGAGUUCCUGAAGUGGGGUGUUGAUAUUCCCUUUCACAAUUUGAACAAGGAGAACUUUUCUGGUAAGGAAAACCGGGCUGCCAUGAAUUUUCUAAAGCGACUUAAACCUGGACAAUGCAGUUCAGCUUCUAUCCGUAUAGUGAAGUUAUAUUCCUGGAAAAAGGAAACUGGCAUUUUGGGUAUCAGCUAUGGACUUUUUGAGAAGCUUGCUAGAGAAGACAAGGGAAAGAGAAGAGUGCGUCAUAUGACUGAAGAUGACCAGGUGAGGAAAGCCCUUCUCGAACUUCCACAUCUUAUAGUUCUUGAUGAAGGGCACACACCUCGCAACAAGCAGAGCCUUAUCUGGAAAGUUUUGUCAAAAGUCAGAACACAGAGGCGCAUAAUGCUCUCAGGAACUCCCUUCCAGAACAACUUUGAUCAGCUUUACAACACCCUGUACUUGGUGAAUCCCAAAUUCGCAGAUGAGAUCUCUUCCAAACACAGUAAAGCUUUGAAAAAAAAACACGGUCUCAAGGAAAACGAGUCAAGAGGGAAUUGGUUUUCUCUAACGAAUGCGCUUGGCAAGGUUAUUGAUGAUGGAGUGGAAGAUGACAGACUAAAAGAGGUCAGAAAAGUGAUUCGGCCCUUUGUUCAUGUGCACAAGGGUACCAUUCUUCAAGAAGAACUUUCUGGGUUGAGGGAGUCUCUAGUUAUUUUAGAGCCGGUUGGCUUGCAGAAGCGCCUCCUUGAUGGUCUUCAGAAUAUGAAGAGGCAGCUUACUUUCAAUUUGGAUAACUGGAUUUCUUCCGUUUCUGUGCAUCCUUCUCUAUUGAAGGAAUCAGGUGAAACAGAAGAACUACAAGUUGAUUGGGAUGAAUUAAAAAGGCUCCGAAAGAAUCCAAAUGCUAGUGUUAAAACUCACUUUCUUAUGGAACUCAUCCGCUUGAGUGAGUCUACAAAUGAGAAGGUUCUGGUAUUUUGUCAGUAUCUUCCUCCUCUGAACCUCAUAUGCAAACAGCUGGAAUCCCAGUUCGGUUGGGCCAAAGGGAAAGAGGUUUUGUACAUGGAUGGAGCUCUUGCCACAAACAAGCGUCAAUCAUUGAUCAGUCAUUUUAAUGAUCCCCAAAGUAUAUCCAAGGUGUUGCUUGCAUCGACAAAAGCUUGUUGUGAAGGGAUUAGCCUUGUUGGGGCUUCAAGAGUUGUUUUGCUUGAUGUCGUGUGGAACCCCUCAGUAGAAACCCAGGCCAUAAGCCGUGCUUAUAGGCUGGGCCAAGAAAAGGUCGUGUAUGUUUAUCAUCUAGUCACAUCUGGCGAAGAGGAAAAAUAUUGUCGUCAAGUUAGGAAGGAGCGGCUUUCUGAGUUGGUGUUUUAUUCAGCAGACAAAACAGGCAAUGAGAAGAAAGUUUCCUCGGAUAAUUCAGAUGAUCCAAAGGAUAGAUUUUUGGAAGCAAUGGUGGAGCAUGAGAGGCUCAAGGACAUGUUUAAGAAGAUAAUAUACGAGCCAAGAGAUUCUAGUUUGGUCAAGUCUUUUGGUUUGACAGAUCUGUAG